AUGCCUCAAUCAUCGAAAAUGAAGCUGAAACAGAAGAUCACAGAGACUCCAAAGUUUGACCUUACUGCCUACAUCUCCAACUACAAAGGGCGCACAGUGUUUCGCCGCCUCCACCUAAUAGCAUCAUGCUCCACAGUUUUGGCCGAGGAGGCCGCUCGAAUGGCUGUUAUUGAGGCAAAGAAAGGCAGUGAUGUUCGAAACUACAACCAAGCAGUCGCCUUGUUGAAGAGGGUAACAUCAGGCCGAAAUCUGGACAGUCUCUUAGAUCCUGCCUGGGCCACACAACAAGAGAAGAAGAACAAUGGGGAAACAGCUCGCUUAGAGAACGAGUUGAAGGGUUACAAGAACAAUCUGAUCAAAGAGAGCAUCCGAAUGGGCAAUGAAGACUUAGGCACUCAUUACUACACCAUAGGUGAUCUCAACAAUGCCCUGAAGGCCUAUUCACGCAUGCGCGACUACUGUACCACACCCGCUCACAUCGCCUCCACCGCAUUUCGCAUCAUUGCAGUCUCAAUUGAACAAAAGAGUUGGUUGGCAGUCAGUGCGCAAGUCGCCAAGAUUCAGAAUCUUCAAAUGAAGCCUGAUGACAACACAAGAAGUCUACCAAAGACUUGGGCAGCAAUAGGUCUCUACCAGAUGUCCAGUCGUGAAUAUCGUGCGGCGGCUUCCAGUUUCCUUAGUUGUGACUCUUCUCUUGGUGACAGUUACAAUGAUGUGGUGACCAGCAACGAUAUCGCAGUCUAUGGUGGUCUUUGUGCGCUGGCGUCAAUGUCUCGUGCCGAAUUGCAGACCAAGGUUCUAGAGAACACCAACUUCCGCAAUUUCCUUGAACUUGAGCCUCACAUUCGUCGUGCCAUUGCUUUCUUCUGUGCAAGCAAGUAUAGUCAAUGUCUGGAGAUUCUCGACUCUUACCAAGCGGAUUAUCUUCUCGAUCUUUACUUGCAGCCUCUUCUCCCUGAUAUCUACAAGAGAAUCAGAACCAAGAGCAUUAUCCAGUACUUUCAACCAUUCAGCAAAGUCACCUUGGCAAGCAUGGAGAAGAUGUUCAGCAAUCGCUCUGAUAGCAACCAGUCACCUAAUGGCUCUACAGCAAAGACAGAAUUCAUUGAUGAGAUUGUCGCUCUUAUUGAAGGAGGUAAACUGGAUGCACGAAUUGAUCUCGAACAUGGAACGCUUGUUGCGGUCGAGCACGACCCUCGUGCUGAAGCCCAGCAAGAAGCAUUGGACAUGGUUGAAGCAUUCACUCGGGAGGCGAGAAUGAAGCUCAUUCGUUUACAAGCCGUCAAUGCUGGGUUGGAGGUCAAGCAGUUGCCGAGGAAGAAGGGCUGGGACACAGAUGCCGACUUUACGUCGUACGACGACAACUCUGGAGGCAACCUCUCUGCACAGUCGGCCCCCGUCGGUCCUGGAAACAGAGACCUUCUAGGAAAUGGUCCAGGCUACUCUCAACGAAAGGGUGGAUAG
Molecule: messenger RNA, 1464 nt
Organism: Exophiala bonariae
Lineage: Eukaryota; Fungi; Ascomycota; Eurotiomycetes; Chaetothyriales; Herpotrichiellaceae
Exons: 3
Coding region: 1-1464 (487 amino acids)
Cellular component (GO): COP9 signalosome
Source: RefSeq, a predicted model, not a curated record